GUGCGGGGAAACGUGUUGAAGUGUUGUGGCCUGAGAGACAAUAAAAAACAUCACGUUCUCAACCAGCGACUCCGGACCGUUUUGUCCUGCCACAACGUAAGCCUUAAGUCUUCCGGGAUACAGUAGGCCAUCUGGAUUCAGGACUGGGGACAGACCUUGGAUGGACCCAUCACCCCAGUGAAAGGCAUCACGACUGGAACCGACUGUUGUGCUUCAAGUCAAAGCAUCUAGACACUGAAGAUGGAAGAACAACUGAUCUUACUGAGCCUUCUCUCACUUGCCUGUCUCUCAGCUAGCCAGGACUGCUCUCCUGCACUUUUGGAGAAUACCGACUUCCCAGGAAGUGACGUCGCAAAUGUCUUCGCCGCUGAUGCUGUACAUUGUCAGAAUCUGUGUACCCAGCACCCAGGUUGCAGCUUUUUCACCUUUGUUCAACCUAAGUCGGCAAACAGUCACUUCACAUGCUACUUGAAGGCCACCGAGUCUGGACAACCUACUGUGCAGAGACCUCGUAACGGAGGAGUGUCUGGUUUUUCCCUGAAGCCCUGCCAGCCACACAACCCAAGUCCAUGUAUGCUGAACGUGUUCCCCAACGUCGACUUCCCGGGGUCAGAUUUUCGGUCGUUGUUCACUUAUGACUACAAAGAGUGCCAGAGGGUCUGCACAGACGAACCAGGCUGCCAGUUCUUUACGUUUACCACUGAGCUUGACUCAACACGGGACCAAAGAUUCAAGUGCUACCUCAAAUUCAGCUGGAAUGUACCAACGCCACUUGUGAUAAAUAAAAAGGAGGGUGUCAUCAGUGGAUUUUCAGAUGUGCUGCAAAUGGAACUGUCCAACAAGCCAGAUUGUCAGUCAAACCCAUUCAUAAACCUGGACAGCCCAGGAAACGACAUAUUGGAGAUGCCUGCUGUCUGUUUCGAACAUUGUCAGGCACUUUGCACUGCUCAUCCCCUCUGUACAUACUUCUCUUAUAUGAGCACUACAUUCGCCUGUUAUCUAAAGAGGAACACUAACACAUUUGUGUUGACCGCAAAAGCUUCAACCUCCACUGGACUUCCGACUCGAUCCUGCAGGGCGAGUAAUGACUGGUUGAAAGUCAAGUAUCAUGGAGCAGCAUUUCCUCGUAUUGACCUCAGCUGUAAGAUGGCUUCAAAUGUCGAUGACUGCGCCACACUCUGCAACGAGGAUCCCAACUGUCAGUUCUACACUUACCACACAGACGACGGUCCCCCAUUGACUCGGAGAAGAUGCUAUUUGAAACGCGCCAUCACUUUGCCUGCUCCUCCAAAAGUUGCCAUUAAGUCCAACGUCAUCUCAGGCUUCUCUUUGAAGAGCUGUGUUUGAAAGUGAAAAGUCUAUUACCUGAUCAAAACACUGCUUCAUAAGGACUUAUGAUCAUGUCAUGAGUAUUAUGCACAGUUGUUGUUUGGGAGUCCUCAUUGGAUUUCUCCUGAGCAUUAUGUGCAGCAAGGAAUUCUCACUGUUAAUUUCAAUAUUAUAGUACUGAAAUAAAAAUUGUCACGCA
Messenger RNA from Synchiropus splendidus (mandarinfish), 1528 nucleotides. RefSeq names its product coagulation factor XI-like. The transcript is spliced from 11 exons. Bases 241 to 1347 code for a protein of 368 amino acids. The record is from RefSeq and is a predicted model, not a curated record. NCBI's taxonomy places the organism in Eukaryota, Metazoa, Chordata, Actinopteri, Syngnathiformes, Callionymidae. Gene Ontology annotation, cellular component: extracellular region. Gene Ontology annotation, biological process: proteolysis. Gene Ontology annotation, molecular function: protein binding.